This is a messenger RNA of Arabidopsis lyrata subsp. lyrata, 1459 nucleotides long. Its product is annotated as zinc finger protein 4. The record is from RefSeq and is a predicted model, not a curated record. Lineage: Eukaryota; Viridiplantae; Streptophyta; Magnoliopsida; Brassicales; Brassicaceae. The transcript has a single exon. Gene Ontology annotation, biological process: negative regulation of abscisic acid-activated signaling pathway. Bases 663 to 1337 code for a protein of 224 amino acids.
UAAUAAAUGGGUUGAAAUAACUUGAUUGUUAUUGAAAGCAAAAACAGAAAUAUUUUCCAUUUCAAUAAAACAUCCAGCUAAGUAAGGUGGAGAAAAAUAAAUGUAACGUAUCUUUGAAUACAGAAACAAAAACGAAGUUUCGAUAUUUGAAUUUUAAAACAAAGGAUGAGUAAAUGCAACUUGCUUAAUCUUGGUUUAAUACAGAUACAGAAACAACUAAGAGUGGACCUGUGUUUCCUAACAAAUAGUAUAUGACAUGUACAUAUUAGUAAUGUUUUAAAUAUAAAGAAAGUAUAAAUCGAAACCGACGACAGAAAGUUAAGAAAAUAAUACCAAAUAAAGAGAUUAAUUGAUAAUCUAUAAGUAGAGAGAAAAGGAAAUAUUGAAUUGUAAGGAUUCAAAUGGGAAAGAAGAAAAGUGAUGGAGGCAUAAAUCUUGAGGAUGAUAUAUUAAGAAUCAAUGACAUAAGGCAAAAAAUAGUGUCAAUAAGCCGUUUCCUUGAAUGUUACUUUCUAAACUUGGGAUUCUAUACCAUAAUUGUGAAGAUUUUUUAGACAUUAAUGAUUAGCCCUAUUGAACAAUAAAUACAAGCACUCUUGAUCCUGUCUGAUCUCAUAUUCACUCACAAACCCAAAAAAAAAAACACUUGUGUUCCUUUGACCAUGGAACUCAACCUCUCUACACCCACAUCAUGUUCCUCCAGCAGCAUCUCAUCAUCCUCGCAUGAGGUCAUCCCCAGGACCAAGGGUAAAUUGAAAGAGAAGGUUACGGCUGAGCCAUCGAAGGAGACUCCGCGGCUAGAGUUCCGUUUCCUGUUCAACGAGAGUACAAGAAGCCACCCCGGUUUUUUGGACGAGGCAGAAGGGACGAGAAAUGAGGCUAAAGCGAGGGUGUUUGCUUGCACCUUCUGCAAAAAAGAGUUCUCUACGUCUCAAGCCUUAGGAGGACAUCAGAACGCUCACAAGCAAGAGCGAUCACUGGCUAAAAGGCGUAAAGAGAUCGAACUCAACUAUCCUGGACUCUCCUUCUACAGCCAGUAUCCGCCAAGUGGAGUUUCCUACAGCAGCAGUUCCUCCCAGUAUGAUCUCGGGGUUCGUUACAAUCCUAACAUUGCUAAAACUAAGCCCUAUCCGUUCAACAUCUUCACAUGUCGACUCGGAUACAGAGGCCUUAAUAUCCCUCUGCUGUCUCACCUCUCGGUUCCAAAGACGGACGAUUUGUCCAAAAACUUGAUUUCAAAUCUAGAGGGCAGCAUUCAGGACCAAGCCGAGAAAAAAGAUCAACCCGACACUGAUCCUUCCAAGGAUUCUGACAUAGACUUGUCCCUGAAGCUAUAGAUUGCAAGUUUUUAGGAGGGUUAUAUUUUAUUAGUUGUUCCUUGAUUCUGCAUUUCUUUCUUACAUUGUGUUUUUAAAUCGUAAUGUUUAAUCUUCUAUAAUUUUUCAGAAAAAAAAAAAAA